Messenger RNA from Lodderomyces elongisporus, 243 nucleotides. RefSeq lists its product as uncharacterized. Bases 1 to 243 code for a protein of 80 amino acids. The record is from RefSeq and is a predicted model, not a curated record. Lineage: Eukaryota; Fungi; Ascomycota; Pichiomycetes; Serinales; Debaryomycetaceae. The transcript has a single exon.
AUGGCAGGAACACUUCAUCCAGAUAGAGAAUUGCAACGUUUCAACACAGCCAAGGAGAAAAUUGGUCAAUACUUUCGUUUUAAGCCAAGAUCUGCAUUCUUUGCAAUUCUUACAAUGGGAAUAAUUCCAGUGGGACUUACGAUGGUUGCAUACAACUACGAAGGUGUUGUAUCGAGGAGGCAGGUUUUUAGAACACAACCAGUAUUGGAGAACAGUUAUGUACCUAGAGACAAGGAUUUGUAA